AUGGGUAGGUUAUCAGAGAAUUUUCAUGCAGCCAUCUCAAAUUUCCCUGGAUGCUCAACACUUAGAUCGCACUUUUGUUCGGUUAAUGCUGAACAUAGUUUCGUUGAUCCUAACGCGGAAACGCUACCAGUAAUCGAAGUAGGACUUGAAUUGAGAACGGCAUUUUCCGCUGAACGCAAGUAUGCUUCUCGUCAAAGUCUGGACAAUGAGCUUAGCGCUGUGUUCAAGUAUGAACACAUUGUCCGAGACAAAAAACAUGCAUGUCGAUUCGAAGGGUAUGCAGGCAUAGUCAUUUCCCAGAAUACUGUAAGCUCACAAGAAUUCCUGCACUUUCUGUUCUUGGAAAACACAAGAGGCUCUAGUAUUGCAUCGGAAAUGAUUUACUUCCCAAGUGUUUUAAAUGUAUCUGAAAAAAUAAAGUAUGAAAUACAAGGCCGUGUUUACUCGUCUUUAUAUAAUGGUUCCCACUUUUACACAAUUUGUUUAAAAACUAUCGGAUGCAUCCCUUAUCUCGUAAGAAUUGUCAAUUCUAAAAAAAAAAAAUCUAGUCAGCAUCACCGCAGAUAA
Molecule: messenger RNA, 567 nt
Organism: Mucor mucedo
Lineage: Eukaryota; Fungi; Mucoromycota; Mucoromycetes; Mucorales; Mucoraceae
Exons: 1
Coding region: 1-567 (188 amino acids)
Source: RefSeq, a predicted model, not a curated record